Molecule: messenger RNA, 1819 nt
Organism: Magallana angulata
Lineage: Eukaryota; Metazoa; Mollusca; Bivalvia; Ostreida; Ostreidae
Exons: 9
Coding region: 1-882 (293 amino acids)
Source: RefSeq, a predicted model, not a curated record
AUGACUUUUAAUGUACGGUGGCUUUUCUCGGAUGAAAAGGGAAAAAGAGUCGGUUUAAUAUCCAAGUUUAAAUUAUAUGCUAUAAAGGUUAACAUAACAAUGAGAUUUUCAAGUGAAAAUAAUUUGGAAUUGUAUUUGAAAGACGAACAAGGAAACAAGAGAAAUAUCAUUGAAAAUGUUAAUACCUAUGGCACAUUUGUGACCGAUUCUAAAACGAUAGAUGUCAAUGCAAGAUCAAAUCUUUAUAUUGAUGGGAUUUCUAGCAGAGAAUAUCAAGAAAUAAGGAUAGCUUUCAUCAAAAUCAAGGUUAUUAGUAAUUCCAAUACCCAUGAUGAACGAGUCAAAGGAUCAUUUCGAAUCCCUGAUCCAUACGCCGUUACUAUCUCUGACGUCACAAACUUACGGUGCAUAAAUGGUGGCGGCAUAAAGAUGAGUAACACGAUAAAACUACUCAGAGAACUUCUGUCAAAAAAAGGAAUGCCAAGUGCUGUACAAAUAUACAGGAGAAAUGAUAGGUACUGGGAUAUAUUUGAACUAAAGUCAUCGAGAAGAUUUAUUUGUGAGCAAGAUAGUAUGUCGACCAACAGAUGUGAAAAAUCAACAGACCAUGACUUACCUAAUGAAGGCCUCCAAGAAGCAAAUGUAUUAGGGAUUGCUGCAAUCAUAGUAGGGUUGCUGGUUUUAAUUACUAUCUGCAUAGCUAGCAUCAUUGUUUACAAAUGGAAACAAUAUUCCAAAAAUAAACAAAAGACGAGAAACCCAUUUAUGGGUGUUUCAAACACGUUUGAAUUGACGUAUGAAAAAGUGGAAAGAACGACAAAUGUCGAAGAAGAAUACGACCACCUUCACCAAUAUCAAAAUAUUGGUCUAGCAUCAUCGUAAAUAUGAUAUGAUCACGGUAGACAGCCAGUAUUCCGGAUCCGGAGUACCCAAAUUUCGUCAUUAUUUGAAGACAACACCCUGCGUUGUUCUGUAAAUUAUUUUUGUGGUUUUUUUGGUAAUCAUAACCUGAAACAUUAUAAUGUAUUAAAAUAUUAACCAAAAAAAAUUGUAUAAUACAAAUAAAUCCACUAAAUACAUUGAUUAUCAAAUAUUUAAUGAAGCGAAUUCUGAAACUCAAAUACUGUCUAAUAUGUCAAUGAAUGAAAAUUAAUCAACACAAAAUCAAUCAAAGAAGACAGACCCAAUUCCAUUUGCGCAGAUAUAUAGCGCAGGUAAAAGGAGUGAUUGUCACAAUCACUAAAAGUCAAUGAAAAAUCGCUUAUGAUGCAUUAUAUAGCUGUUCAAUGUUAUUAAUACACAUUUUAUGUAGCAUCAGUAGUGGCUGACCUUGUAAUGAUUUAACAUGAAAAAAAUAUGUUUUUCAACAUAAUUUAACAAAUAAACAUGCACUAAUAUCUUUAAGGGAUGUCAAGUACUGUGGUGAGUUUUGUAUUAGUUCAAGUUAAUUAUAACCAUCUACAAAGGUAAGUUUACAGAAUUUGAGCCUGUGAACAAAUCAUUUACAUUUCGAUCCGCUUCAAAUCUCGUAUUGAAAAAAGAGUAAAAUCGCCUUUGUGCUUACGUUUAGAAGAAUUUUAUCAUGCACAAAUGUUAAACACACUCUGAUGGUUUUGUUUCAUAAAUCAACCUCUGAAUUAUGUACAUAAACUUUUUCUUAGAGUUUGGGCAGUACUUCUCAUGAUAAAUUGAAGAAAAAUAACGACAAACCGCAUUUGGCAUGUGCUCCCGUCAAGACAAAGUCGAAAACAUGGUCAUUUUUAAAAUAAUAUUUCAAUAUAAUCAUAUAAGUUUCAUAUUCUAAUUUGAAUAGAAAAUC